AUAUUCGCACGAAUUAUCCAAAUCGAGAUAUUUACAUAGAUAAGUGUUCGUACGGAUUAUCUUUCGAUCCUUUCCAUUUAGUACUUGAACGGGACUCCUGAAUGGUUACAGCUGAGAGCAACGUGUGCUUAAAAUGGCGGUUGAUCUACUUGCCGACGAAUGGAAAAUGAAAUAUAAAAAUGUGUUGGGACCGCGGACGAUCCUGUUGUUCAGCGGUAAAAGAAAAUGCGGUAAAGACUAUGUCACGAACGCUUUACAAGAAAGACUUGGCCAGGACAAUUGCGUCACUAUAAAAUUAUCUGGACCAAUUAAAUCUCACUGGUCCAACGCCUUUGAUUUGGACAUGAAUCAGCUUGUAGGAGACGGGAAAUACAAAGAAACGUAUCGACAUCGAAUGGCCAAGUGGGGAGAAGACAUAAGAAGGAAGGAUUACGGCUACUUCUGUCGCGCAGCCAUAGACAUGUACAAUGCGUAUGGCAAACCAACAUGGAUAGUGAGCGACGCUAGGCGAAAGACCGACAUAAAAUGGUUCGCGGAAAACUUCGGGAGCGCGUGCAAAACCGUUCGCGUUGUAUCCGACGAUUCAGUAAGAAUGAAGCGCGGUUGGGAAUUCGUUCCAGGUAUCGAUGAUGCGGAAACCGAAUGCGAUUUAGACGAUGUAGCUACGUGGGAUUUGAUAGCUGAAAACAACCACGAGGACAUCGAAUUCAUAUUACAGAAGAUACUAGAACUGAUCAAUGAAAACUGACGGCAGAUCACAAUCCGAUCCCGAGUUAAAUAUCUAAAUGCGUGCGGCGUAAUUAUAAUUCAUCUUUUUUUGUAUACGAAUUAUUUGUAGAGAUAAAAGAAAAAUGUGGUCAAUA
Ceratina calcarata is the source of this 863-nucleotide messenger RNA. RefSeq names its product Phosphomevalonate kinase (gene Pmvk). Gene Ontology annotation, biological process: cholesterol biosynthetic process; isopentenyl diphosphate biosynthetic process, mevalonate pathway. The record is from RefSeq and is a predicted model, not a curated record. Gene Ontology annotation, cellular component: cytoplasm. Gene Ontology annotation, molecular function: phosphomevalonate kinase activity. Bases 134 to 748 code for a protein of 204 amino acids. The transcript is spliced from 4 exons. Lineage: Eukaryota; Metazoa; Arthropoda; Insecta; Hymenoptera; Apidae.